AUGCUACCGACCCCUUAUGUAAAAUGCGAUUACGAUAAAGUAUAUGAGCCUGCUGAGGAUAGCUUCCUCAUACUGGACUGUUUGGAAAAAGAGCAUGAUUUUUUGAAACAGAAAUUUGGUAAUCGUUUGGCCAUCGUUUGCGAAAUUGGUUCGGGAUCAGGUAUCGUCACAACAUUUCUAAUGCAAAACAAAAUAAUACCGCAGGAAAAUUCCAUCCACUUAGCUGUUGAUAUCAACCCAUGGGCGCUCGAAGCAACUUUGGAUACUGCGAAGUUAAAUUCAUGUAAAAGUUCUUUUUUAGAAGUGAUUCAAGCUGAUUUAAACUCCAGUAUUCGGAAUAAUCAGGUUGAUGUCCUAAUAUUUAACCCACCAUAUGUGCCAGCAGAAUGUGUGCCAGAUGUCCCAGGAUCAAGAGAGGAGGCAGACCAAUGGCUAGAUUUAGCGUUAUUGGGUGGAAAAGACGGGAUGGCGAUUACUGAUAAACUGCUACGACAAUUAGAACAAAUUCUUUCUCCAGAUGGUGUUGCAUAUAUAUUAUUUUGUGCAAGAAAUAAGCCUAAAGAAGUCAUUAAGAGGUUUGUCGAUACUUACAAAUGGAAUGUGAAACUUAUUGAAACGAGAAAAGCGGGAUGGGAAGUCCUCAGUGUGUACAGCUUUACAAGGUGA
Saccharomyces cerevisiae S288C is the source of this 666-nucleotide messenger RNA. RefSeq names its product S-adenosylmethionine-dependent methyltransferase (gene MTQ2). Gene Ontology annotation, cellular component: cytoplasm; nucleus. Bases 1 to 666 code for a protein of 221 amino acids. Gene Ontology annotation, molecular function: peptide chain release factor N(5)-glutamine methyltransferase activity; methyltransferase activity; nucleic acid binding. NCBI's taxonomy places the organism in Eukaryota, Fungi, Ascomycota, Saccharomycetes, Saccharomycetales, Saccharomycetaceae. The record is from RefSeq and is marked reviewed. The transcript has a single exon.